This is a messenger RNA of Trichomycterus rosablanca, 1707 nucleotides long. RefSeq names its product fibronectin type III and SPRY domain containing 1 (gene fsd1). NCBI's taxonomy places the organism in Eukaryota, Metazoa, Chordata, Actinopteri, Siluriformes, Trichomycteridae. The transcript is spliced from 13 exons. Bases 82 to 1569 code for a protein of 495 amino acids. Gene Ontology annotation, molecular function: microtubule binding. The record is from RefSeq and is a predicted model, not a curated record. Gene Ontology annotation, biological process: regulation of cell division; regulation of mitotic spindle organization. Gene Ontology annotation, cellular component: microtubule.
GACCUGCACCGCUACACAGAAUCAGGGGAUUUAUUUAGAUAUUAUUAAUAAAUCCGACACCGGAUUGACGGUGCUGCUGAGAUGGACGAACAGAAGGAGUCUCUCAGAAAGAUCGUCAGCACAUUGGCCUUUAAAAAUGAGGAGAUCCAGAACUUCAUCUGCUGUCUGAAGCAGAGUUUACAGAACCUGGAGGCGAACUCCACGCGUGUUCAGGAAGACCUGGAGUCUGAGUUCAUUUCUCUACACGCCGUUCUGGACGAGCUGAAGGAGGGAAUGGUGACCAGAAUCAAACAGGAGCGAGCCAGUCGCACGUACGAGCUACAGAAUCAGCUAAGUGCUUGUACCAAAGCUCUGGAGAGUUCUGAAGAGCUGCUGGAACUGGCCAAUCAGACGCUCUGCUCGUCCGAGACUGACGGUUUUGUUCAGGCGGCCAGAGACAUAAAGGAUAGUGUUACCAUGGCUCCAGCAUUUCGCCUCUCAUUAAAGGCUAAAGCCAGUGACAGCAUGAGCCACUUGAUGGUGGACUUCACUCAGGAGCGUGAGAUCCUGCAGGCCAUCAAAUUCCUCCCAGUUCCCGCGACUUCAGAGAUCCAGGCGUCCGAAUGUCAGGUGUACGAUAACUCGGUCUCGGUUCUCUGGACGUUACCGGAACCCGACUCCAAAAUCGACCACUACAUCCUGGAGUACCGGCGGACCAACCACGAGGGGCCGCCGCGCGCUCGAGAGGAUCAUCCGUGGAUGGUGGUGGAGGGCAUCAAAGAGACCGAGUACACCCUCACAGGUCUUCGAUUCGAUACCCGCUACAUGACGUUUCGAGUGAAGGCGUGUAACAAAGCUGUAGCAGGAGAGUUCUCUGAACCCAUCACCCUCGAGACCCACGCGUUUGUGUUUAAGCUGGAUGCCAGUUCAUCCCACCAGAACCUUAAGGUGGAGGACCUGAGUGUGGAGUGGGACAGCAGCGGGGGGAAAAUGCCGGUACAAGACAUCCGUAAAGACAAGAACCGAACCAACUCUCCCAUGCACUCUCCGGCCAGAACAGCCAUGAUGUCUCCGAAGAGAGCUCCGUCCGCCCGGGUGGGUCGGGAUCGCUUCACGGCCGAGUCCUACACUGUACUGGGUGACACCAUGAUCGAUUCCGGCCAGCAUUACUGGGAGGUUCGGUUCGAUAAGGAGAGUAAGGCGUUCGCGGCGGGUGUGGCGCUGCGCUCUCUGGGCCGAUUCGACCAGUUAGGAAAGAGCGGCGCUUCAUGGUGCGUCCAUCUAAACAACUGGCUCCAGCAGAGCCUCAGCGCAAAGUACAACAACAAGGCCCGGACGCUCGACUGUGCCAUCCCCGACCGCAUGGGCAUCUACUGCAACUACGAUGAGGGCACUUUGUCCUUCUUCAACGCCAAAACUAAAUCCCUCCUGCACACGUUUAAAGCCAAGUUCCAGCAGCCGGUUAUUCCAGCGUUUAUGGUGUGGAACGGGAGUUUUACAGUGCAGACGGGCCUACAGGUACCCAGCAUAGUACAGAGCACUCAGCGAAGGAACAGCAAUGCCAGCAGUUCCAACGCCAGCCUUACAUAGACCUUUAUUCAUCCUUCACAUCCCGUCUUCCUCCACUGCGAUGUAGAACUGUAGCCAUACCGGCUUAUGGAACGAAUUAGAUCAAAUUAUCAUAAACAUUUUACCCAUAAUCGUCCACUGGCAGCUCUCUGUGCCUUU